This is a messenger RNA of Pogona vitticeps (central bearded dragon), 2287 nucleotides long. RefSeq names its product transcription elongation factor A like 5 (gene TCEAL5). The record is from RefSeq and is a predicted model, not a curated record. Lineage: Eukaryota; Metazoa; Chordata; Lepidosauria; Squamata; Agamidae.
CGGUGGCCUCUUGCUCCUCCUGGGCCCCUUGGUCCUCUCGACUGGGCUGCUGGCAGCGCCAUCCAUGGAGGCCUCCGGAGCUUCUCCCCCCUCCAGUGAGAACCCACCCCAGCCUCUUAGAAGACCUGUGAACAAAAAUGAAGUUGGCCCCUCUGGCAGACCCAAACCUUCUGAAAAUCCUUUGUUGGGAUCUGAGGAAAGAGCUUCCUUUGACCAGAAGGCUCACCUGGAAGUUGAGCUCAAUGCAACUCCUUUAAAGGGGAAACUCAUUUCCAUUGACAGUCAAGAUUUGGCUUCAGAGCCUGCAAUUCCCAAAAAGGGAUGCCUCGUCAAGAAGAACACCACCACCUCUGGGGACCAACCUGCAUCUGGAGGGAAGGCCAGUGGCCAGCCGGGCAAGCUGGGAUCUUGCGGCAAGCCAGCUUCAAUGGAAAAGCCCGUGAACGGCACCGUGGGGCAUGCAGGACAAGGCAAGCCCACCUCCAGCGCAAAGCCAGGAUCUGACGGAAAACCUCCUGGUCCUGCUGGGCACGUGGCUCAUGAGACCCCUGCGUCUGGAGGAAAGCCAGCUCCAAACAACGGGUCUGUGGUCCACGGCAAACCCGCAUGUGGAAACAAAACGGCCCCCCACGAAAAGCCCGUAUCUGGUGUGAAGCCUGUGUUUGAGGGGAAGCCUAAACUGAAGGACCAGCCGGAGAAGCAUGCUGGGGAAAACAAUACUGAGGAGGAGAAGGACGAUGAUAAUUUUGAUGAUGACGAUGACGACGACAUCACUGAAGACGAUCUUUCCUCCCUUGACCAAGAAGGCAGCAAUGGGGAUGAAGACGGCUUUGACAAGGAACUUGAUUAUGGCUUAGGCAAAUCCCCCUUCAAUCCUUACGAAUAUCACGAUGCCUGGAGUGACCAGGGCUCUGAUGACCCAGUUCCAGGUUUUGCAGAAGAUGGGCCACCAGAGGACACGUUUGGUGGCAAUGCAGGGGAGCCUGUGCUUGAUGUCUGGGGAGAUCUCAUGAGGCCAUCCGCCUCUGAGCCACAGCCCAGGAAGCGUCCUGCUGAAACCGGUUUACUUUGGACUGUGAUGGAGGGCGGAGGUGCCAGGAACGAGGUCCCUGCAGAAGCCCCUCCAGUGAGCUGGAGAGCUCCCUGAGAGAAGCACCUGGCUGCAGACCCGGAUCCCAUCCAGAGAAGAGCCAGCCGGAGGGGGCCUGGGGCAAGCAGCAGAGAAGCCAUCCCCAGAGUGUCCCCAGAGGGAGGGGACGGGCAGCCCCUUCUGAGGACUCUCUGGACCCGGAAGACCCUGGAAAGGGUUGCCACUGGCUGUCGUUCAGAACCUGCCUGACAACAUGUCAUGAUGACAAGCAUUGAUGACCGAGAGCCUCUGCAGAGGCCGGUGUGUCGCCUUUGGAUGCCCAAGAGGGACAACAAUGAGGAGUUGCCCAUCGUCUCCAGGGCUUGUGGCCGAAAGAAGGCCAGCCAGCGGUUUCCCUCUUCUCAGGAACCUUUGCAGCCCUUUCAGCCUCCGCUUUGACCAGACAUUUUUAAUUCCCCCUCCCCCCAUGGAUCAACCGAGCCAUUCCUAGGCUCCCAGGGUGUAUCUGUAGGAGGCUCAUUUCUGCCCAUGGACCCCCCCCCUCCCCAGGGCUCCCAAGCCUCUCUUGGCUUCUUUAAUACAUGGAAUGGUUUGUCCCCAUUCAAGGAGAUCCCCUGAAACCAGUGGGACUUGUAUAAGUGGCGACUGAGGAGUGCCAGCCGUUUUAAUCGGCUCACCUAGAUGGCUCGGCUCCCAGGGCAGUUUGGGGGAAUUCUUGCCUUUGCUGGUGACAGAAGGGAGCGGCCGGGGGGUGGGGGUGGUUUUCCUGCCUCCUGUCACUUGCAGCCACCCUGGCCAACAGGCCACCGUUUCUGAGGGAGGGGCCCUGUCCUCGUGGGGGCCUCUGGCUGUUGGUGCUGAGCUGGUACAGCCUGCCCUGUCCCCUGGAAAGCAUCAUGCCAGGCCUGAGAUGACCCCUUCUCCCCAAAUGCCUCUGCUGGGACGCUGGCCCCUGAGGGACUACGGUUCCCAAGCCUUGGAAGGUCCCUGACAGGUUUCUGCUCCGGCGGGGCUGCCUCUCUGCCUGAUGACUCUUGAACAGAGGCAUCGGAGGAUGAUGCCUCCCCCCUCCUGCCUGUUUCCGUGGGGGUGGGGGGCUCAGGUCUUUCCUGCAUCGGUGGAAACCCACCCACCCCUCCUGCCCAUGAAGUGUUGGAACACCUCCCGUGUGCAGUGCCAGCCCACCUUCUGCCUGAU